Messenger RNA from Anguilla anguilla (European eel), 1737 nucleotides. RefSeq names its product hemicentin-2-like. Gene Ontology annotation, molecular function: integrin binding. Gene Ontology annotation, biological process: cell adhesion. Bases 377 to 1294 code for a protein of 305 amino acids. Lineage: Eukaryota; Metazoa; Chordata; Actinopteri; Anguilliformes; Anguillidae. The record is from RefSeq and is a predicted model, not a curated record. The transcript has 6 exons.
GACCCGAACUGCAUGCGCCGAAAUUCCUUGCCAUCAAGGACAAAGCAGGCGCAGCCUCUGGAAUACGUUACAUGCAAAUAUCACAAAAAAUACUUCAGUUCAUCAGUUAAAUAAAAAAAAGGGUAAAAGCAGAACUCGGGAUUAACAGGCCAGGAGGGAAAAUUAAUUUAAAGGUUUUGCAGCUGCGUUUGGCGUUUUCCUGCCGGUAUAGGCUGCUGCUUCGCGCAGUACCGUGGGAUAACUUGGGGAGGGGGGAUGAGGACUGGGGAGGCUUUUGUUUGCCGUCCACUCUUCACUUUUAGGUUGCCUAGCACGACCAAGCCAGCAAUCUAAAGGGAUUAUACCAGCGGCGAACUCCGGCAACGUCUUAGUCGAAAUGGAAAGAGAGUAUCUGAAACUGACCGUUUUUCUCAGCGCCCUUUGCGCAGCGUCGGGAGAGGGCUGUUCCCUGGAGCUCCGCCCGUCGCGGGUGGUGGUGGGGUUCGGGGAUCCCGUGUCGGUCAGCUGCGUGGCCUCGCGCCCCGUGCGGGUGCUCGGCUGGGAGGCGGCCAUCGGCUCCGCCCACACGCAGAGUGACCUCACCGUCCGGUGGGGCGUGGACAGCCUGAAGGACUGGAUCGAGGAGCCCAUCUGCUACGGCGUGUUCUUCACCGCGCCCAGGCAGUGCGAGGAGAAGCUCAACCUAGUGCUAUACAAGAUUCCAGACAGCGUCUCCAUUAGCGCUGUGAACCACACAGGCCCGAUGACGGAUGGGCAACAGUACCAGCUGCAGUGUGAGGUCCAGAACAUCGCUCCUGUUCAGUACCUCACCCUCAGGUGGUACAGGGGACAGACAGAAGUUUACAAUCACACAUUCUCUGAUCUCACACCUGACACGCCUGUCCAAGUGUCUUCUACCCUCCUGGUCACACCCACCAGCGCUGAUGAUGGAGCGCAGUACAGCUGCGUGGCAGAGCUGGAACUGGGACCUGAAGGACCACAACCCCCACCUGAAGUAAAAUCUGAGCCACUCAACAUCACUGUGCACUACUCCCCCGUCUUCUACAGUCCAGAUGAUGAGACCUUGGAGGUGACAGAGGGGGAAGGGGUCCCCUUAAACUGCUCCGCCCAGGGGAACCCCUUUCCUGUGUACUCCUGGUCCUCUCCUCUCAACCAAGAAGAGAAGACGAGUCAGACACAAAUCACCUCCACCUCUCUGACCCCCGGUGCCCACUCCUACACCUGCACUGCCUCCAACCAACUAGGACAGCAGAGCAAGAAAUUCACUGUCAAAAUCCUCUCCAAAGGUGUAUAGUAAGGGGGAACUGCAGUGAGGGCUUGGGCAGAGAUUCAUCAGCGGUGUGAUGUUAUAUCACGCAGAGAGAACCUGAACCUGAUGCACCUGUCCAAGGAUCUUGAGUCCGUAUGGGAUGUUUCACACUUACUCCUCAAUGAUUUAGCAAUGAUGCACUGUUAGUCUGUGUGUCUGAAUCAAUCCAUGUAUGAUGGUUAGGGAAUGUUUUUGAAUCCAUAUAAGAUGGUAUUCCUACUCCUCAGUGUUAGCUUUGAGACAUUUUAGUUUUUUUUUUCUUUUAAUACUUUUUGUUUGUAGCACAUGUACAUGCUGCUUAAGUUGGACUACUGUAACAGGAUUAAUAUUUGUAUAGUUCUAUGUUCACAUUCAUUUUUAAGGAACUUCUUGUAUAUGCAGUGUUUUCACAUGUUUUUCACUAAUAAAAUGACAUUGUACUAAAAAAA